AUGGUGUACUAUUUCAAGUCGUCGGCAGUCGAUCCCCCGGCGUUUAUUUACGUUGGGAAAGACAAGGUUGAGAAUGAAGAUCUAAUCAAGUUCGGCUGGGAUGAGGAUUUUCACGUUGACAACCUCUCGAGUGCCCAUGUCUACCUGAGAUUAAAACCUGGUGAAUCGUGGACGUCGAUUCCGCAAGCAUUGCUUGAAGACUGUGCGCAACUAACCAAAGCAAAUUCGAUUGAAGGCAAUAAGAAAGACAAUAUUACCGUCAUCUACACGCCUUGGUCGAAUCUGCGAAAGGACGCCUCCAUGGCUACAGGUCAAGUCUCCUUCCACGACCCAAAGAUGGUGAAGAAGAUCCAUGUACCAGUAAGGCAAAACCCGAUCGUCAACAGACUAAACAAGACUCGCGAAGAGCGGUUCCCAGACCUGAGGGCGGAGAGGGAGGCAGACCAAAGGGAGAAACGCAAGGUCGAGAGGAUAGCGCGGGAACAGCAAAAGGCGAAAGAUCGAGAGGAGAGACAGCACCGGGAAGAGUUGAGGUGGCAGAAGGACCAUGCGUACGAUGACAUGAUGAAGGAGGAGAAUAUGGUGAGCAACCAAGACAGAGAUCCGAACUUCUUUGAAGACGACUUUAUGUAG
Molecule: messenger RNA, 633 nt
Organism: Cladophialophora immunda
Lineage: Eukaryota; Fungi; Ascomycota; Eurotiomycetes; Chaetothyriales; Herpotrichiellaceae
Exons: 4
Coding region: 1-633 (210 amino acids)
Source: RefSeq, a predicted model, not a curated record